Molecule: messenger RNA, 450 nt
Organism: Ostertagia ostertagi
Lineage: Eukaryota; Metazoa; Nematoda; Chromadorea; Rhabditida; Trichostrongylidae
Source: the annotation of a GenBank genome assembly
AUGUUUCAGUGCAGUUCCCCCGCUAUGUUGCUGACGUCGUUCAUACUUCUGACACUCGUGAAUUUCGCUCAAACUAUCGGCCGCACUCAGUCGACAGCCGUCGAGGGUGUUCUGAUGUGUGAAGACAAGCCAGCUCGGAAUGUUCUGGUCAAACUUUUUGAGCAUGAUACUAUAACACCAGACGAACUCAUGGACUCGGCUGAGUCUGAGCAGCGCACGGUGAAGUUCAAACUGGUGGCCAUUGCUGAUGAGAUUGGCGCCAUCGAGCCGAAGUUGAAUAUUUACCACGACUGUGAUGACGGCAUAAAGCCCUGUCAACGGAAGCUAACGAUAUUCGUUCCAUCGCAAUACAUCACGGACGCCAAACAACCGUCGAAGACGUUCAACAUAGGAAUUUUGCAGCUGGCCGGGAAAUUCGAAGGAGAAGAGAGAGAUUGUUUGCACGCAUAG